CUCUACUGCAUACUUGAGUGUUUUACAUCCACUGCCCCUGUAUGAUGCUCCUGUGACGACCAUGUCUUCUAAGCUGGUCCGCAAACAGCUCUCUGCAUUCAUCGCCGAACAGUCAAAGGACGGCCAGAAGGCCCUAGCAGUCAAGGAGAAGAAGGCAGAGAAGAAGCGCGCGUCUGCAUUGAAGAAGAAGGUCAAGGAGCUACAGAAGGAGGCCCAGGCGAAGAAGUCAGCCAAGCUUGUGCUGAAGAAGAACACCCAGUACUUUCAGACCACCAAGGCAGCAUCUGAGCAGAACACGGAGCUGCAAUUGAAACUACUCGCGGCCGCGACUAGCGGCAAGAAGUGAUUCAGCCGCCUACACGCAGCGCCUGCGCUAAGCAGGCGGCCUCGACAAGCGUUCGAGGCCAUUAGCUAAUACCAUGCAGAAAUCCAGCUUUAGGGCCCGGUCGGGCGCACCGGCGGCUUCCUGGGCCGGCGCUGGCCCCGGCCCCUCGUCAGUCCGCGCCUGGCCGCCGGUCGUGCGCAGCGGACGCCGUCAGGGCACAGCAGUGCCGUUACGGACACAAUCUCCUGACUCCGCCAGCCACCUUGCGACCUCCAGCCCUGGCCGCCACGGCCAUGGCGCCAGGCGGGCGCCGCUGUGCCGCUCCGGGGCAGGGGGGCCCGCUAGCGGCGCCGGAACGGCGUUUGGUGACCCCAACUCAGUGAUGGGCAUGCUCAUGGCUUACGCGGUGCAGAUGCAGCAGCAGCAGCAAGCGGCGGGCGCCGGCGGAGCGGCACCGGGCGCCGAGGUGCGCGUGGAGGGGCUCACAUUUCACCCGCCGGGCGCAGAGCAGCCGCUGCUUCAGGACAUCCGCAUGACGCUGCCAGCCAACAGCCUGGGGCUGGUCAUGGGGCGGAGCGGCAGCGGCAAGACCACGCUGCUGCAGGUGCUUGCGGGCCUGUCGGAGCAGACGUCGGGGCAGGUGCGGGUGCUGCGCGGCGGGGCGGCGGGCGGCGUCGCGCUGCCGCCGACCAACGGCUACGCGGGCGGGAACGGGAACGGCAGCGGCGCGCACGCUCCGGCAGCGGCUGCGGCGGGGGGGCCUGGGGGCCUGACCAUGGAGGAGCGGAUGCAGCAAGUGGGGCUGGUGUUUCAGUUCCCAGAGCGACAUUUCCUCGGAGAGGACCUACUCCAGGAGCUGACGUUCACGUGGCCGCGGCUGCCGGGCUACUGGGGCGAGCGGAAUGAGCUGUCCGCACGGAUGCAUAUUGUAUUGGAGGCGGUGGGCCUGCAGGACAUUCCGAUGCACGUGCCGCCCUGGGCGCUGUCGGGCGGCCAGCAGCGCCGGCUGGCUCUGGCCAUACAGCUGGUGCGCCAGCCAGCACUGCUGCUGCUGGACGAGCCUCUGGCGGGCCUGGACUGGACGUCGCGGCAGGAGGUGGUGACCAUCCUCAGGAAGCUCAAGGAGCAGUGCACGUUGCUGGUGGUGUCGCAUGAUCUGGCGGAGAUUGCGCCGCUUGUGGACGUGGCGUGGCGCAUGCGCAUCGGCGGCUCCUGCGAGCCCGUCAGCUGGCCGCCUACAGACCUGGCCGUGCUGGAGCAGUAGCCGUGGCAGUAGCCGUGACAGCGGCCGGCAACUGAACAGUGGCGACGGCAGUAGCAGUGGCGGUGACAGUAGUAGUAGCAGCAGCAGCGCCGGCAGCUGAGCAGUGGCAGUAGCAGUGGCGGUGGGAGUGGCAGCGGCAGUAGCAGGGAGGCGCGCGGCUGGCGGGUGCACGCGUUUGUGUGCGGGGCAGUGCACGGGACUCUAUGUAUGGAUGGUAUGAAGCGUUGGGGUGAGAUAGAAGUGCGAGACUUGAUCACCGGAGGUAGCCAUGCAUGUUAACGACGAAACGAAGGUGAACCAACUUUGGAGAAGGCAGCACCAAUCGUUGAGCCGGAACGAAAAGCAAUACAUGGUUGCCACAUGUGCCACAUGUUAGUAAAGCAAAGCCUAUUGAUCGCAAAUAGCCAGCACUUGUGCAAUUCCCUACCAGACCUC
Chlamydomonas reinhardtii is the source of this 2024-nucleotide messenger RNA. RefSeq lists its product as uncharacterized. The record is from RefSeq and is a predicted model, not a curated record. Gene Ontology annotation, biological process: transmembrane transport. Gene Ontology annotation, molecular function: ATPase-coupled transmembrane transporter activity; ATP binding; ATP hydrolysis activity. NCBI's taxonomy places the organism in Eukaryota, Viridiplantae, Chlorophyta, Chlorophyceae, Chlamydomonadales, Chlamydomonadaceae. The transcript has 5 exons. Bases 420 to 1589 code for a protein of 389 amino acids. Gene Ontology annotation, cellular component: chloroplast envelope; membrane.